UGAAUUAAAGAAUAAAAUUUUACUCUUCUAUUCCGUAGAAAAAAGAUCUCUUUAUAGUUCAAAUAAUUAUCUUAGAUUCAAUUUUUUAUUUAAGGAAAUGUCUUGGUUUCAAAAGACGGUUAAUUUAAGAUCAAAAUCUCGAGGAUGUCAUUUAAUUACUAGAGAAAUUGAAAAACAAGUCCCUGAAAUUGAAGAAUAUGAAAUAGGGAUGGCAAAUAUUUUUCUUCAGCAUACUUCUGCUUCACUAUGUCUCAAUGAAAAUGCUGAUCCUGAUGUAAGAGUAGAUAUGGAAAUGGCAUUGAAUAAAAUAGUUCCAGAGAAUUUACCUUAUGUUCAUACCGAUGAAGGUCCUGAUGAUAUGCCUGGUCAUGUUAAAUGUGCUCUUGUUGGCGCUUCUUUAAACAUACCAAUUACAAAAGGUAAAUUGAAUUUAGGAACAUGGCAAGGCGUUUGGUUAUGCGAACACAGAACACAUUCUUCUGGAAGGAGAGUAGUUGUUACCUUACAAGGUGAAAAAAGAGCUUAAACUUUCAUUAUAGAAAAUCCUUAUUAUAGAAUAUCAAAAAUUUAAAAUUUUUUUUAUGUAAUUGUGAAGUUUGAUAGUCUCCUUGAGGGAUGAAUGGUAGAAUAAAUAAUAUAUGAUUUAAAAUUGGUUAGUUUGCUAAUGGAAAAUUAAUUUUGUUCGUGAUACCCAUUUAACCUUGACCAAAUAAAAUGAUAAUUCUAAAUACUUAGCAUUCGA
This is a messenger RNA of Rhizophagus irregularis DAOM 181602=DAOM 197198, 742 nucleotides long. NCBI's taxonomy places the organism in Eukaryota, Fungi, Glomeromycota, Glomeromycetes, Glomerales, Glomeraceae. The record is from RefSeq and is a predicted model, not a curated record.